AUGUGUCUUCUGCUCCGCAGGGGGCUGUCGUCCGUGGUGGCUCUCGGCGCCAGUAUCAUCUGUAACAAGAUCCCGGGUUUGGCGCCGCGGCAGAGAACCAUCUGUCAGAGUCGGCCGGACGCCAUCAUUGUGGUCGGCGAAGGCGUCCAGAGGAGCCUCCACGAGUGUCAGUUCCAGUUCCGCCACAGCCGCUGGAACUGCUCUGCUCUGGGAGAGAGGACGGCGUUCGGCAAAGAGCUGCGCGUCGACAGAGAUGGAUCAGUCUUGGCGCCUGGUGUUCAUGUGUUUGAUGGUUCUGCAGCUGUGCUUGGCAGUAAAGAGGCUGCGUUCACAUACGCCAUCAUCUCUGCGGGCGUGGCCCACGCGGUCACAGCUGCCUGCACCCAGGGUGCGCUGAGCGGCUGUGGCUGCGACAAGGACAAACAGGGCUUCUACAACCAGGAGGAGGGGCCGAGGUGGGGGGGCUAUAACCAGGAAGAGGGCUGGAAGUGGGGCGGCUGCUCCGCCGACGUCAGCUUCGGCCUCAGCUUCUCUCAGGUGUUCGUGGACGCACGGGAGGUCAAGCAGAACGCACGCACCCUCAUGAACCUGCACAACAACCACGUGGGCCGCAAGAUGCUGGAGCAGACCAUGCGUCUGGAGUGUAAGUGCCACGGCGUGUCGGGGUCCUGCACCACGAAGACCUGCUGGACGACGCUGCCAAAGCUGCGACAGUUGGGGUCCCUGCUGAAGGAGAAGUACGAGCACGCCGUGCACGUGGAGCCGGUGCGAGCGAGCCGCAACAAGAGGCCCACGUUCCUGAAGAUCAAGAAGCCUCAGUCGUAUCAAAAACCUGCGGACACCGAGCUGGUGUUCAUCGACAAGUCUCCAAACUACUGCGAGGCCGACGCUGUGAGCGGCAGCCUGGGCACGCAGGGGCGGCUCUGCAACAGGACGGGUCUUCAGCCCAACAGCUGCGACCUCAUGUGCUGUGGGCGGGGCUACAACACACACCAGUACUCACGCGUGUGGCAGUGCAACUGCAAGUUCCUCUGGUGCUGCCAUGUUAAGUGCAACACCUGCAGCGAGAGGACCCAGGUAUACACCUGCAAAUAG
Messenger RNA from Knipowitschia caucasica, 1095 nucleotides. Lineage: Eukaryota; Metazoa; Chordata; Actinopteri; Gobiiformes; Gobiidae. The record is from the annotation of a GenBank genome assembly.